UCAGCGCAGACUGCUGGAUAUUUGCUGGAAACCACAGCUUCAGCUCCACCACAUAGUCCUACCCCAGCAUUAUGCGACGGAAGAGGAAGAUCUCUCCAAUCAGCAGAUGAAUUCCAGAGUGGAACAGGAAGAACCAGAACCUUCACAGAUUGAAAUGGAACAGCGGGAAUCAGAACCUCUUCAGAUCAAAGAGGAGCAAGAAGGACUCUGCAUCAGUCAGAUUGAAGAGCAGCUUGAUCUAAAGGAGGAGACUGAUACCUUGAUUGAGAUUUUUACUUAUAAGGGAGAUGAGUACAGUGAAGCAGAUCUAAACAAUCAGCAGACUUUUAAUAUUCACAGUGAGGAAGGAAACCAACAUGAGGAAUCUACAUCAACUACAGACGGAGAGACAGAGCAACAAAGUCAAUGGUCCUUCAAGAAGGAAACUUUGUUUGAGAAAAGCAAACAAUUACCCAAAGAAAAGAGACUUUCAUUCGCAAAGUCAAGAAUUGCACCCAGUGUCUCAAUCUACAUGAGAACUGAAUCGGAUAAAAUACCGUGCAUCUGUGAAGAAUGUGGUAAAAGUUUUGAUUGCUGGUCUAAGUUCAGACUUCAUAUGAGAAGUCACACAGGAGAAAAGCCUUUUUCUUGUAAAGAAUGUGCUAAAAGUUUUAGUCAUAUGUCAAAUCUCAAAACACAUAUGAGAACUCAUACAGGAGAAAAGCCCUUCUCUUGUAAAAUAUGUGAUAAAAGUUUUAGUCAAGUAUCCACUCUCAGAACACACAUGAGAAUUCACACAGGAGAGAAGCCGUUUUCAUGUAAAUUAUGUGAUGCCAGUUUCAGCAACAUAACUCAUCUCAAAACCCACAUAAGAACUCACACAGGAGAAAAGCCCUUUUCUUGUAAAGAAUGUCAUAGAAGUUUUAGUCAAAACUCUAGCCUCAAAAUACACAUGAGAACUCACACAGGGGAGAAGCCUUUUUUUUGUAAAGAGUGUGAUAAGUGUUUUAGUCAAAAAUCUAAUCUCAAAGCACACAUGAGAACUCACCCAGGAAAAAAGCCUUUUCCUAGUGAAGAAUUUGAUACAAGUUUUAGUCAAACACCUAAUCUUGAAGACACAAGAAGUCACACAAGUUAAAAGCCCCUUUUCUUUGUCAAAAGUGAGGGCUCAGCAGAAAACUAAGGCUCAACACAACACGGGUUUGCAUGGGAAGAAAUUAAUUCACAAUUAAAUGUCAUAUUUCAAGCGUCUGGGGUUCCAUCCUAUUCUGCUACUUAACGCCUCACACAUGCAAAGGAUUUUAUUAGCCUUUAAAUUGUUUCUCAGCCUGAGUCUGUAAAAUACAAUGUAUUCUAAAGAACUUCAAGACGAGCUGUGUAGCAAUUCAAAUGUUGUUUUUCAGCAGGAAUUGUCUUCUUCCCAGUUGCAUGGGUUUAAACUCCAUCGAAAUCUUAUGUUGCGUCCCGAUCAGAGAAGGAAUAUUUAUUUUCUUCUCAAUAAAAUCAAUAUGAUCAACGUUAGGGCUGGUUGAUCUAGAUUUUUUUUCAUACCACGAUAGAGUUAUAUAUCAGGUGAUAAUGAUAUAUAUCAUAAUAUAAAUCAAAUAACUACAUUUGACACGUUUGAAUGUUUUGUUGCUAAUAAGAGAAAUGUGUAAUCAACAGCUGGUCUUUUAGACUUAAAUAUUUAUUUCCUAUCCCACUAAACGUAACAGAUGCACUGAAGGAGCAUUAUCCAACUGUGUUUUUCAGAUAACUAAGAAAAGGAAUAUACUGUAUAUUAAAAAAUAAUUAAAGCAAAAGCUUUCAGGUUUCUAAAGAGAAUAUAAAAAAACUGAACACUAAACUGCUUGAUUGUUUCCAUAUAAAACAAAGCAUUCGUUCUACAAAUAAAUUGGAAUGUUUUCAAGUUUUCCAGAACAAACACAAAAUAGACAUUUUUGUAAACAUCUUGUGAAUAAGCUAGGAACUAAAAUCAAAUUCUCAAAAAUUUUUCUCGUAGUUUAGACUGUUGCUGCUGUGCAGGUCCGAGCUUUGUUUUUUUUUGCUAGAGAAUUAUCUUCUAUUUCAGUCUGAGAUUGAGCAUGCUCUGUGGCCCUGCUUCAGGUGAUAGAAAAGUUUGUGGUAUUUCCAGUUUUAGAAGGAGCAUGGCUUUUCCAUAAUUUGCAGUUUUGUUACUCUGGUUUCUGUUUGAUUUUAAAUAACAAAAUUUUGCCCUGUGUGUGGAGGUAUUUUUAAUUUGAGUCACUGAAGUUUGUCAUUGAAUUUUGAGUCACUGGCCAAGUUGGCCGGGAGAUUAAAAAAAUCAACCUGCUACAUUAUAACACAUAGAAAUGGCAUAGGUCAGGGGCAGGAAACUUACAGACCGCAAUUCUGCAUUUUUCCAACAUACCAUCAUUUAUGUUUGCAUUUUUUAAUUGGCUGGACACACCUGAACCAGGUAAUAGUCUUGAGUAGGCCUUGGAUAUCUGAAAAUCUUGCAGACAGCGACCUUUGAGGUCUGUAGUUGCCUAGCCCUGCCUUGGGCAUUUUAUUUAUUGAACUUUUUCCAGAUUUUACCAGCGGACCGUAGGUUUGGCACCCUUGGUCUAAGGGCACUUUAAUUUAGUCUGUUUAACUUAGUUUAGUAAUCAGCCUUUAUGCUAUACGAUUUCGGACAAUUGCCGGUGUGAAGCCUGUUGAGGCAGCUGUGUUGUGUGAUUGGGCUGUAUAAAUAAAAUUGAAUUGAAUUGGGGAACAUGAGUGUUAACUAGAGCACAAAUUCAUGUCUAUGAAGACAUGGAGGACACAGUCUGGUGUGGAUGAACUUGACUGGCCUGCACAGAGUCCUGACCUUAACCUGAUAGAACACCUUUAGGAUGAAUUAGAGCAGAGACCGAGAGCCAGACCUUCUCCACCAACAGCUGUGUGUGACCUGACCAAUGCGCUUUUGGAAGAAUGGUUAAACAUUCCUAUAAACACAUUCCUCAACAUUGUGGACAGCCUUCCCAGAGGAGUUGAAGCUCAAACAGCUGGAAAAGGUUGACCAGCAUCAUAAUGAACUUUAUGGGUUCAGAAUGGGAUGACACUUCAGUUCAUAUGCGAGUCCACGUAGGUGAGUGAAUACUUUUAGAAAUAUAGUGUGUUUUGCAUAAAUCUAUAAUUACGUUUGAGAAUUAUACGUUUUAUGUGUCCAGUGAACAUUUCAUUAUUGUUUUAAACAAAAAAUGACAUCAAUUUAUAUGUUGGUGAGUCAUGUGAGCAAAAGAUUUUCCCAAAAAUGUAAUAAGGAAAAAGAAGAUAAAGAAACUGAUUCGUGUUUCUUUCUCAUAAUCAUGUUAUUCCUGUUUUGUAUCAGAGAUUAGAAGUGUUUCUCUGUUGUUUUUAGUCGUCAGUGUUCUGUUCCAAUCUUUCCUGUGAAGAAUAAAGUAGGUUUCGGGUUUCAA
Molecule: messenger RNA, 3404 nt
Organism: Oryzias melastigma (Indian medaka)
Lineage: Eukaryota; Metazoa; Chordata; Actinopteri; Beloniformes; Adrianichthyidae
Product: oocyte zinc finger protein XlCOF19
Exons: 2
Coding region: 107-1117 (336 amino acids)
Biological process (GO): regulation of transcription by RNA polymerase II
Molecular function (GO): DNA-binding transcription factor activity; RNA polymerase II cis-regulatory region sequence-specific DNA binding
Source: RefSeq, a predicted model, not a curated record